This is a messenger RNA of Ichthyophthirius multifiliis, 735 nucleotides long. RefSeq lists its product as hypothetical. Gene Ontology annotation, biological process: intracellular manganese ion homeostasis. NCBI's taxonomy places the organism in Eukaryota, Ciliophora, Oligohymenophorea, Hymenostomatida. Gene Ontology annotation, cellular component: membrane. The transcript has 2 exons. The record is from RefSeq and is a predicted model, not a curated record. Gene Ontology annotation, molecular function: iron ion transmembrane transporter activity; manganese ion transmembrane transporter activity.
AUGCUCACAAGGAAUUUAGACUAAGCCAGGCGUGCAUAUGAAAUGGGAAACGUUGAACAAAUGAAAAUCGCUCACCGAAACAAUACGAUAGAAAACGAGGAGCGUCCUCUAACAUAAUAAAUAGAAGACCACAAUCAAUCUGGAACAUAUAUAAAAAGUGCAGUAUAUGGUGGUUUAGAUGGCAUGAUUACCACAUAUUCAGUUGUAAUGGGCGUUGCAGGCGCAAGUUUAGCAAAUGUAGUAGUAUUAGCAUUAGGAAUAGCAAAUUUAAUAGGCGAUGGUUUAAGUAUGGCUUUAGGUGACUAUUUAUCAACCAAAAGAUUAAGUGCUGAAGACUCAAAAACGAUAAUCGAUAUUUUAUCCAAAAAUAAAAAAGUUUGGGUAGAUGCCAUGAUGGUAGAAGAACUAGGAAUGCUCCCUUCAGACGACGAAAAUCCAAUCAAAAAUGCUAUUGUGACUUUUUUUUCAUUUGCGCUUUUUGGUUUAGUACCUAUUAUUCCUUUUAUUGUAGCAGAAAUUGCAGGAAUAGAUGGAAAUAAUCCGAAUAUUUUUUAUAUUUCAACUGCAGUUACUGGUCUUUUCUUAUUCUUAUUGGGAUAUGCUAAAUCUAUGUUUACUCAUAUGAAAUGGUGGAUUAGUGGGUUAGAAGUACUUUUAAUAGGGAUUAUUGCGGCAGGAGCUUCUUAUGUAAUUGGUUUGGCUUUUAGGCCAUUAACUGGUGAUGUUAAAGGUUGA